CUGUUCUUUCAUUUGCAACGAGAGCGCUACUUCCCCGAGUAUCGUGCCAAGUUCUACGCCGCAGAGAUGGCCAGCGCCAUCGGCUACCUUCACUCGCUCAACAUCAUCUACAGUACCUGGCUCCAGAGGUGCUACGCAAGCAGCCAUACGACAAGACGGUGGACUGGUGGUGUCUGGGGGCUGUCCUCUAUGAGAUGAUGUAUGGCCUGCCUCCGUUCUACAGCCGAGACACGGCGGAAAUGUACGACAACAUCUUGUUCAAGCCGCUGCGUCUACGCACCAAUGUCUCAGCAGCGGGGAGAUCAAUCUUGGAAGGGCUUCUUCAAAAGGAGAAGGAGUCUCGUCUCGGUGCUAAGAAAGAUUUUUCAGAGAUUAAGAAUCACGACUUCUUCUCCGAUAUCAAUUGGCAGGACUUGUUUGACAAGAAAAUCACGCCUCCGUAUAACCCCAAUGUGAGUGAUCAGCUCGAUUUGAAGCAUUUUGAUCCUGAGUUUGUGAGAGAGCCUGUUCCAGCAUCUGUGGGCCGGUCCGGGGGGAACAGCAGUCGAUUGGUCAGCGCAAGUGUCAUGGAAGCUGACGGCGCAUUUGAAGGCUUCUCUUACGUGCCACCAGCAGAAGACGCAUUUGGCUAACGUGUGUGCGCGUGCGUGUAUGUGCCUGAGUGCUGUGUUGUUCCUGUGUGUACUGGGUCAGCUGAGAGUUGACGUUGGGGACGGGGUCACGCCCCACGGAAUGUGUGUGUACAUAAGUUUGUUAUAGUUACUGUAUGCUAGUUUGGUAAUGAUUUUGUGUGAAUUGGAGAUACUCUUGUUGGGUUUUUUUGUGCUUAAAAGUGAUGUUUGGUAAGGUUUACCCCAAAUGGAGGCACUGUUUUCAUAAUUUUGCAAUUUACCCUAAGGUAUGUAUCUCACAGAGAUCAAAACAAUAUAACGCACAAAUACCACGGCAUCAAUUUUUUACAGUUAUUAUUCACAACUUCUAAAUUCUUGAAACAUUUUUGGAUGCUUUUCCUCAUAUCUGAUGUGUGGAGGAACAUACAUGUCUUCUUCUCGAUCGCAUCACACUUGAAGUUUGGUAUAUGUCAUAAAUUGGGCUGUCCUGCUCAGUGGAGAUACACGUAAUAUUUGAUUAUUAUCUAAAUUGAAUCAACGGGUUUAAUUUCAACGUUGCUUUUUUUUUUCUCGGCAAGAUGAUGCAGUGUUCUCCCCCCCCCCCCCGCAUCCCCUGUAAAGAUUGACCCCUCCUAGCGUCAAGUUCAGACAACCCAGUACACGACUACAGCCUUCCACUUGCCCUUGAAGCCCACCCUAACCCUAAUUUUGACCAGACAUGCCGUUUAUUCCCUGUGAUUUCAGUCAAAGGAGAUUUCUACCAUACCGUGUGAAAGGAUGUCAGAAGUACGGUAGUUAUGGUUGGCAAACUGUUCAAAUGUUCUAAGCCUUUAAAGAAAGCGAAAUUUUUCAG
Molecule: messenger RNA, 1464 nt
Organism: Aplysia californica (California sea hare)
Lineage: Eukaryota; Metazoa; Mollusca; Gastropoda; Aplysiida; Aplysiidae
Product: serine/threonine-protein kinase Sgk1
Biological process (GO): protein phosphorylation
Molecular function (GO): protein serine/threonine kinase activity; ATP binding; phosphatidylinositol binding
Source: RefSeq, a predicted model, not a curated record